AUGGUAGAGCAUAACCAAAUCUACCACCUAGUCAGGGACCUCCAUCUGCUCCAAGACCUACGAAAUGGAGAAGCACAAUUCCACUCUAUCUUCAAAAAAGUUGUCGAAGACGUCCUACGAUUGGUUGGCUUGAAACAUAAACAUAGAAUCAAGAUAACAAUCCACACGUCCCAAUUCCCUGCUUUGACCUUGACCUGCUAUUGCAAACCUCAAAGGGCGAAUGAAAAACCGAAUAUUCAACAAUUGGCACAGCAUGAAUCCCAUUCCCAUGGCCCCUCGUACUUCGAUCACCUACUACAAGCAUUAUCCACAACUUCUAUUGACAAUGGCCGGCCUAGAUACGUCAAGGAGAGCUAUAAGGCAAUUGUCGAGGAGCUUUUUCAAUAUAUACAGCUGGCUCUGGAGAUAUACAGUUAUUCCAAGGACCAUUUAGCGGAGUUUCUUGGUCAGUGUUUGAUACACGAGUAUACCAUAGCGAAAAACCUUGAUCAAAAGGUGGAACUAGCCACAGAUGAAACACAGCAGCUUGCCUCUGUGCUAGAUGAGCUACUCAACAAAAGUAUGGCAUCAGAUAGCGACUCGAUUUUUGAGUACAAUGUCCCUUCAGCGUCCAAGACUGGGCUUUUGAACUUCACAUGUGACGAUGAAGCGUUAAACAAGGCCUACGAAGCAGUCUUACACCUCACGCUUCUCAAACCAGAGAGCUCGGUUUACAGCAGUGUUCCCUCUUUGGUGAGGAUCUUACUACUGAUGUUCGAGAAGCAUCAUGCCAUCGAGUGUAUGGAGAUUGAGUCGUUCGAGAAUAGAGAGAAACAGCUUCAACUAUUUUACGAAUUCUUUCUCGGCUCGGAGCAAUUGCCUGGAGUCGUACCAAGUCAGUACGUUCAGCAAGCUGAAUCGAUCUUAGACUCCGUUGAAUUCCCAACUGAUAUACCAUCACUAGUCAAAGGCAAUGAGUCCGAUCACGAACUCGCUGCUAUUGCCGAGACUCUGGUCUCUGAGGGUUUUCUGCAGCAUGAGCUUGGUGAACUAUUAUCUAAUUUGAGCACCGUGGUCAACCUCCUCAACGAGUACGACCCGCAGUUCCAUCCUCAAUUCCCUCAAAUUUUCAAACAAUAUGUUCUCCUUGUGUACGAGGACUAUACCGAUUUGGCUUGUUUGGCUGAUUAUAGGUAUAUUGAGGAAUUGACUAACCUCGUUGGCCAAAUAAGCGAAUAUGAGGCCAAUGAGGAUAUGAAUGGCGACCUGGAUGAGGCACGAGCUUCUCACAUUGCCAAAUUGAGUCUUCAAAAAGCUACGCUAGCUCUUUGGAAAUCAAGGAUGGACAUGCAUGAGGAGUUAAGGCUUGUUGCUCAGCUCAACUUCGAAAGACAAUACUUCUUGAGAUGGAAGGAAAAAACGUCGGACGCCAACAAGUAUUUACAAUUAGCUGCCAACUUUCGAGAAAACGGUCUUCUGUUCAAAGAUAGGUACUCGGCGAAGUUUCACAUCAGACUUUGGCAGAAUCGAAUUGUCUCGAGAUUCGAAGCAUAUGCAAAUGAGGCUAUUGAUAACUUCCAUGAAAAGGUAAGGCAUAAGCGAACUUUGUCAAUUUUUAUCAAACACUGGCAAAAUGAGUCUGCCAAAAUUGGUGCAAGGAGAAAGAAAUUGAAUCUUUUACUUCAGCAGCACAAUACGGCUAGCUCAGCUCUCGCACCAGUACUUAAUCACUGGAAGGACAAGACUCUUCGCUACCGAGAGCAUUAUGCAAUGAGUCUCGAAUUUCAUGAUGCGGUGCUCCACAAAAAAGUCAUGGUGCUCUGGUAUGAGAAACUUUUGAUAAAGUCUAACUAUCUUGAGGAACUAGCGGACGACUUAUUGAGCCAGAAGAGCUAUGCGACUUCACUCGAGUAUCUUCAAAAAUGGAAUCUAAAGUACAUCAAAACUUACAAGCGGAAUUUGCAGACGUGUACUAUGUUUCAAGAGAAAUGGAAUGCGUCUAAGGCAAGGUCGCUUUUGCAAGUGUGGAGAUUUAAGGCACUUCAUAGGGAGUUCACCGAUGACAAACAAGAGGAUGAGUACAUGGAAGCAGAUACCAGCGUCUUUUUCAGUAGUUUGUCUCCGCUUGCAAAGAAACGAGGGAGCUUCCUCGAAGGACACAGCUACUUACAUACCCCCGUGAAGAAGCAGGACGAGUCCGACAAGAUUGGAUACCAAUAUGAAGAUGAAUUCAGACAAAAUUGA
Candidozyma duobushaemuli is the source of this 2223-nucleotide messenger RNA. It is a transcript of the gene SFI1, whose product is annotated as Sfi1p. The transcript is spliced from 3 exons. The record is from RefSeq and is a predicted model, not a curated record. Lineage: Eukaryota; Fungi; Ascomycota; Pichiomycetes; Serinales; Metschnikowiaceae. The coding region runs from base 1 to 2223 and encodes 740 amino acids.